CAAAUGUAAUAGGCGGUUUGGCUAUUUCGAGCCAACGCUGCAAUCGCCAACUAACUAGAAAUGUGACACAAUUAGGUGUACGUUACAAACUGUAGAAUAGGUCCAAAAAUAAUCAGCCUAUAUAACAUAAUGGUCUGCUAAAUUAAUUCGAGAUGGUCAAUGUGAAUUUAAGACCUAUAUCGAAACUCGACACAGUGAAAACGCGUCGUGUUUUUAUAUAUUUUAGAUCAAAUGAACGCGAGUAAGAAUGUACGAGAAUUUGAAAUGGUUCAUAUAUUUAAUAAUAAUAAAUUGUUCGUUUGAUGUACAAGGAGAAAGAACUCUAGGAGCGAUAUUUGAUGAUGGAAGUUUUUUUUACGAAGCUGCAUUUAACGUUGCCAUCGAUGCAGUAUCUCAGGAUGAAGAGAAUCCCUUUGUGGGCAAUGUGAUAAAAACUUCGCCUGGUGAUUUACUUGAAGCUGAAAAUGCCAUGUGCUCACUUAUGGAGAGUUCUACAUUUGCGGUAUUCGGGCCUACGACAAGGAUUACAUUACAACAUAUUCAGGGCAUUGCAGAUUUUGUAGAAAUUCCACAAAUAAUCGUCGAACCGAUUGAAACACAAAACCGAAACUGGUCUGCAAUAAAUUUAUAUCCUCAUUAUGUUUCCUAUUCAAAGAUAUUCGCUGAUAUCAUUAAAAUGAAAAGUUGGACAGAUUUCACAAUAAUAUACGAAGGUUCUGAGCAUUUAGCGGUUUUGGACGGCAUAGUUACAAUACAAGACUUAGAUUCAGAGGAAGACAUAUUAAUGACGAUAGUACAACUUCCAGACGGUGAUGAUUACAGAUCGCAAUUGAAAACAAUCAAAUCUUCUGGUUCUGUUAAUUAUUUAGUCAGUUGUGGAAAAGAUAAAUUACCUCAAUUUUUAGAACAAGCUCAACAAGUUGGCAUAAUGUCUGAUGUACAUAGCUAUAUUAUUAUGGAUCCCGAUUUUCAAACAAUUGACAUUAAUCCUUAUAAACAUGGCGGUUCUAAUAUUACAGGAAUUAGAUUUUUUGAUCCAAAUUUGAAAGACAUUGAAAACUUCGUAUCUGCUUUGAAUGAAAAAGUAAAAGAGCUUUCAGAAGGACAAAUAGAAAAUGAUAUACAACAAAGUGAUCUUAAUUUUAAAUUGGCUUUAGUGUAUGAUUCAGUUAUUUUGUAUACCUCGGCCAUCAAUGCAAUGGGUUUAGAGGAAGGCGCAAAUUUUACGUGCGACAGCGGCGAGACUUGGGCAUUCGGCUCCACUAUUAUUAAUCACCUUAGAACUAUGGAAGUUGAUGGUUUGACAGGAACUAUUAAAUUUGAUGACGACGGUUUCCGUUCUGAUAUAGAGGUUGAUGUUCUUGAGGUCAUGGCUCAUGGUUUUGAAAAGAUCGGUACUUGGACUACGGAAGAUGGUUUCAGUGAAGCUAGAAAAAUAAUUCCAGGAGUAGAACAGGAAGGAAGUGAAUCCAUGAAAGGCAAACACUUCAUUGUUCUAACUGCUUUGAGCGCGCCCUAUGGAAUGCUGAAGGAGUCUUCUAAAAAGCUAGAGGGCAACGAACGUUACGAAGGUUUUGGUAUAGAAAUCAUCGAAGAACUAGCAAAGAUGAAUGAAUUCAACUAUACAUUCGAUAUCCAAGCCGACGGCGUUUACGGGUCAUAUGACUCUAAGACUCGCAAAUGGACUGGAAUGAUGGAAAAGAUAAUGGACGGUAGGGCAGAUUUUGCAAUAACUGAUUUGACGAUAACAGCAGCGCGUCAAAAAGUGGUAGAUUUUACCAGUCCGUUUAUGAAUUUAGGCAUAACUAUCUUAUAUAAAAAGCCAACGAAGCAACCCCCUGACCUGUUCUCUUUCAUAUCCCCAUUUUCAUACCAGGUUUGGGGUUGGCUAGCUGGGGCGUAUGUUGGUGUAUCGGUAUUACUCUUCAUACUUGGACGAUUUGCUCCGGAAGAAUGGCAGAAUCCAUACCCAUGUAUAGCAGAGCCGGAAACUUUGGAUAAUCAAUUUACCAUAGCAAAUUCAUUUUGGUUUACCCUAGGAAGUGUGCUGACACAAGGAUCUGAAAUAGCACCCAUUGCAGUAUCGACAAGGAUGGCAGGCAGUAUGUGGUGGUUCUUUACUCUGAUUAUGGUAUCAUCAUAUACAGCUAACCUCGCUGCAUUUUUGACUGUUGAGUCAAAGUUUUAUGCGAUCAAAAGUGUAUCCGAUUUAUCGAACAAUCCAUACGGCAUAACCUAUGGAGCAAAGAAAGGAGGCGCAACUUUUAGUUUUUUCAAGGAGUCAGAUAACAUACUUUAUCAAAAAAUGUAUCAGUAUAUGGACGCACAUCCUGAAUUGAUGACACAAACGAAUGAAAUCGGACUCGAGAGAGUUAAAUCUGAAGACGAAAACUACGCCUUUCUAAUGGAGUCCACAUCGAUCGAGUAUAUGGUGGAGAGAAAUUGCGACGUUGCUCAAGUGGGAGGGCUAUUAGAUAGCAAGGGAUAUGGCAUUGCAAUGAAGAAAAAUUCUCCAUAUAGACAACCGAUGAGUGAAUCUAUAUUGCAGUUACAGGAACAAGGAAAGAUCAUGAGGAUGAAGGAUAAGUGGUGGAAGGAAAAAAGAGGGGGUGGUGCUUGUGCGGAUGACGACACAAGCAGCGGCGAUGCUCAGCCACUGGUGUUAGCGAAUGUGGGUGGAGUGUUCAUUGUCCUGGCAGCGGGUUCUGGUUUAGCUAUCGUUUGUGCCUUCAUAGAAAUGACUAUCAAUGUAUGGAUGAUCUCCCACAAAGUCAAGGUUUCAUUCAGAGAAGAACUGAUUGCGGAGUUGAAGUUCAUAUUCAGCUUCAGUGGAGACGUUAAGCCAGUUCGUCAUCGAGAGUCAACAGGAAGCGGAUCUAAAGGCUCUAAAAAAGAUGAUGAUAAGGAAGAAGACGAUGUCGAAUCUACUAGAGACGAUGACAGACUUGAUGCACAAACAGCGCAUUCUGAAAGAUCGAGUCACUCGCAUCACACAGCUCACAGUAGACGACAGAGUAAUGCAGUCCAGAUGGCGAAAAUGCGCAAGUACAGCCGACAAUUUUCAAAUAUGACAUAAGAAACUUAGCAAAUAAAUAAAUAUGUAUAUUUAUUACACUUAGUUCCUUUUUAACAUGUAACAAUUUUGAAAGACAAAUAGACUCAG
Vanessa tameamea is the source of this 3163-nucleotide messenger RNA. RefSeq names its product glutamate receptor ionotropic, kainate 2-like. Gene Ontology annotation, molecular function: glutamate receptor activity; transmitter-gated monoatomic ion channel activity involved in regulation of postsynaptic membrane potential. The transcript is spliced from 17 exons. The coding region runs from base 248 to 3076 and encodes 942 amino acids. The record is from RefSeq and is a predicted model, not a curated record. Gene Ontology annotation, cellular component: postsynaptic density membrane; plasma membrane. Lineage: Eukaryota; Metazoa; Arthropoda; Insecta; Lepidoptera; Nymphalidae. Gene Ontology annotation, biological process: synaptic transmission, glutamatergic; modulation of chemical synaptic transmission; monoatomic ion transport.